Acaromyces ingoldii is the source of this 1554-nucleotide messenger RNA. RefSeq names its product aldehyde dehydrogenase. The record is from RefSeq and is a predicted model, not a curated record. Bases 68 to 1516 code for a protein of 482 amino acids. Gene Ontology annotation, molecular function: aldehyde dehydrogenase (NAD+) activity. NCBI's taxonomy places the organism in Eukaryota, Fungi, Basidiomycota, Exobasidiomycetes, Exobasidiales, Cryptobasidiaceae. The transcript is spliced from 8 exons.
GGUAGCUGCCUUUGUUUACGAUGAAUCAGGCAAGCCUCUCUUCCGACUUUCACUCGCUCUCUUCUCCAUGUCCAGUCUGUUGCAGAGGCCAUUUUCGCAUGUCAUCGAUGGCAAGCUCUUCGACGACGAGAGCGCCAAAACUAUCUUGAUAGUCAAUCCUGCGACGGAAGAAACCCUUGCAAAUGUCCCUAUUGCAACGCGAGACACCGUGGAAAAGGCCGUGCAGUCAGCAGCCGCUGCUUUCGCCACCUGGUCAAAAUGGAGCUGGGACGAGCGUGCAAGUCGCGUUCGCAAGAGUGGAGAAGCGUUUCGCGACUUGAAACCCCAAUUGGCGAUGCUGCUGGUUGCAGAACAGGGCAAAGCGUUGGGCGCUGCCCAUUAUGAGCUCGACACUGCCCAAGAGUGGUUCGACAGGUUGCAUCAGUUGCAGCCUAAGGAGAAGGUUGUCUAUGAAAACGACUCGACGAGAGUCAUCGAGCGUUAUCUGCCCCUUGGCGUUUCAGCUGCAAUUGUGCCCUGGAACUUUCCUGUUCUUCUGAUGAUCUGGAAGAUCCUGCCAGCCAUUAUAAUGGGUAACACAAUCAUCGUCAAACCGUCGCCUUUCACGCCCCUGUGCAGCGUACGCAUAGUAGAGAUGCUUCAGCAAUUCUUUCCUCCGGGUGUGGUGCAGGUGCUCACCGGCGACGACAGUCUUGGUCCUUGGCUCACUGAGCACCCAGGCAUCCGCAAGAUCUCGUUCACUGGAAGCACAGCCACGGGUAGGCUCGUCGCCCGCAGCUGUGCUGCGACCCUGAAGCGUUUCACUCUGGAGCUCGGGGGCAACGAUGCUAGCAUCAUCAUGCCAGACAUUGAUGUGCCCAAAGUUGCCCCGCGCGUCUUCCAGGCCGCCUUUUUCAAUUCCGGCCAGACGUGCCACGCUGCCAAGCGUAUUUACGUGCACGAAGACGUCUAUGAUCGUUUCGCGCAGGCAAUGGCAAGCUUGGCAAAGCAAGCCAAAGUGGGACGGGGCGAGGAGAGUGACACCGUGUUUGGGCCACUGAACAACAAGAUGCAGCACGACAAGAUUGCAGAGUUCAUUGACCAGUCUCGCGGCGAGGGACACACAUUCCUUGCGGGUGGCAAAAUGGAACAAACGACCGGCUACUUUGCUCCACUCACGAUUGUCGAUCGGCCGCCUGAAGCGAGCCGGAUUGUACAGGAAGAGCCAUUCGGACCGAUUGUUCCCUUGCUUCAGUGGACGGACGAAGAGGACCUUAUCAGACGCGUCAACGAUUCCCCCUAUGGCCUCGGCGCAACCGUGUGGGGGACUGAUCUGGAUCGUGUCGAGCGCGUGGGGCGUCGCAUCGAGGCCGGACUGGUCUGGACAAACCAGGAGAGGAUGGACCAGCAUCCCGAAGUUGCUUUUGGAGGUUUCAAACAGAGCGGAAUCGGCUGUGAGAACGGCAUGGCGGGACUCACCGGAUGGGGUCAGAUUCAGUGCAUCGCACUUCUGAAGGCCCCAACGAAUGAUCUAUGACCGAGAAAUGUUUUUUUUUUAUGUAUGCAAGUGGUUCA